Messenger RNA from Anthostomella pinea, 1764 nucleotides. Lineage: Eukaryota; Fungi; Ascomycota; Sordariomycetes; Xylariales; Xylariaceae. The record is from the annotation of a GenBank genome assembly.
AUGGACGGCGACUCCACGUCGUCGUCCAGUCAAGAUGAGUCAGAGUAUUCCAGCGACGAAGAAUCGAAGCAGCAGGCCCGCCAGGCGCACACUUACGAGAAGGACUCGGACGAGGAGGAACUUGAACGGUUCGUCCUUGGAGAUACUGCCAAUUUUCGGGAGAACCUAUUCAAGGACGAUUCACGAGAUGACGGCACGGAGUCCGAAUUCGGUGGCUUUGGCGACGACGGUAACAACGCACAAGUCACCGGGCUGGAGGACCUGGACGAUGCCGACCUCUUCGCCUUCGACGUUGGAGGGACACAAUCCGACGACCAACGACUUGUGGUAGCCCCAAUAGCAAAAACAUCUCAAGUUGCCGACGAGUAUGCGCCGGCGUGGGAAGACAGCGACGACGAACGGCUGACCGUUUCCCUUUCGAAUGCUACGCAGUUGCGGAAGCUCCGAAUCAGUGAGGCAGAGGACGUUGUGACGGGAGCCGAGUAUACCAGACGAUUACGGCAACAAUACCUGCGACUGAAUCCCCUUCCCGAAUGGGCACAAGAACCUGCGGAGCGGCCGACAAAACGUAGACGGCGUUCAUCUGCUGCCUCCAACGACUCUGAGACCUCGAGUGACGCUGCUAGCGACGACGACACCGAAGUCUCUGCACUACCUCUGGACAAGUUUCUUCGUGAUGCUGGCGCACUGCAGGGUGGCAAGAUCGCGAAGGUCAGGAAACUACGGCCUGAAGUUAUCGAUAUUCAAAGAUCUCGUGACAUACCCGAUACCCAUAGAGACGCAGUGACGUCCAUCGCCUUCCACCCUGAACACCCUAUUCUUCUUUCCUCCAGCAUAUCGUCGGUAUUACAUCUCCACCAUAUUGCCCCGACUGCGCAUCCGACCCCGAACCCACUCUUGACAUCGGCCCAAGUCAAGCAAGUUCCCGUCCGCAGAGCAGAGUUCUUGAAUACGGGAGACAAGAUAUUUUUCGCCGGCCGGCGCCGCUACAUCCACUGCUGGGACUUGUCAACAGGGAUGGUACAGAAGACCAAUAAGAUCCAGGGGCAUCAGCUAGAGCAGAGAACAUGGGAGCGGUUCAAGCUGAGCCCGUGUGGAAGAUACCUGGGGAUGAUCAGCACUUCGAGAAAGGGGGGUGGUUCCGUCAACAUCAUCAACGUUACGACCAUGCAAUGGAUAGCAGCCGCGCGACUCGAUAGUAGAGGUGGUAUUGCGGAGUUUUGCUGGUGGAGCAACGGAAAUGGCCUCACGAUUCUGGGCAGGGGCGGCAACGUGGGGGAGUACAGCAUGGCUACGAGGAGGUUCCUAGCUAUCUGGAACGAUGAAGGGUCAAACGGUGGCACUGUCCUGGCACUUGGUGGCCGCGGCGGCCCUGUUUUGCUUGGCGGCGACCGAUGGGUGGCGACGGGGUCGAACAGCGGUGUCGUGAACAUCUACGACCGCGCCUCCUUGAUUCUACCGUCGGCAGAGGACGAGCUCAAGGUCAAGGAACGGCCGGAGCCAACGCGCACAUUCAUGCAGCUCACAACACCAGUCAGUGUGAUAACCUUCAGCCCCGACGGGCAGCUGCUGGCCUUUGCCAGCAAAUACGUCAAGGAUGCGCUGAAGCUCGCCCACCUUCCCACCUGCACAGUCUACAGGAAUUGGCCGACGGAACAGACUCCCCUUGGCAGGAUAUCGGAUGUGGCGUUUGGUAGGAAAAGUGACAUGUUGGCUGUUGGCAACGAUGCAGGGAAGAUCAGGUUAUGGGAGAUUCGUAGCUAG